AUGGAUUACCCAGUGAAUGGGAACCACACUGCAAUGACUGGGUUCAUUUUAUUGGGCUUAACAGAUGAUCCAGUCCUUCGAGUCAUCCUCUUCGUGAUCAUUCUAUGCAUCUACCUGGUGACCUUAUCUGGCAAUCUCAGCACAAUCGUUCUUUUGGCUUUUGCUGACAUAGGCUAUUCAUCUUCUGUCACACCCAAUAUGCUUGUAAACUUCCUGGUGGAGAGACAGACAAUCUCCUAUAUUGGAUGUGCCAUCCAGCUUGGUUCAACUGCUUUCUUUGGGACAGUCGAAUGCUUCCUUCUGGCUGCCAUGGCAUAUGAUCGCUUUGUGGCAAUCUGCAACCCAUUGCUUUAUUCAACUAAAAUGUCCACAGAAGUUUGUGUCCAGUUACUUGCAGUGGCUUACAUAGGUGGUUUUCUCAAUGCUAUCUCCUACACUUUUUCCUUCUAUUCUGUAUUCUUCUGUGGACCAAAUCAAGUGAAUCAUUUUUUCUGUGAUUUUGCUCCUUUACUUCGACUCUCCUGUUCUGAUGUCAGCGUCUCAGCAAUUGUCCCCUCAUUUACUGCUGGUUCCAUUGUUGUGGUCACAGUGUUUGUCAUAGCUGUCUCCUACAUCUACAUCCUCAUCACCAUCCUGAAGAUGCGCUCCACCGAGGGGCGCCACAAGGCCUUUUCCACCUGCACCUCCCACCUCACUGCGGUCACUCUGUUCUAUGGGACCAUCACAUUCAUUUAUGUGAUGCCCGAGUCCAGCUACUCAACAGACCAGAACAAGGUGGUGUCUGUGUUGUACACGGUGGUGAUUCCCAUGUUGAAUCCCCUCAUCUACAGUCUCAGGAACAAGGAAAUUAAGGGGGCUCUGAAGAGAGAGCUUGGCAGAAAAAUAUUUUCUUAGUGACAUCUCUAUUUUUGUAGGAUUUCAUGUAAUAAUAUC
Galeopterus variegatus (Sunda flying lemur) is the source of this 933-nucleotide messenger RNA. RefSeq names its product olfactory receptor 502-like. Lineage: Eukaryota; Metazoa; Chordata; Mammalia; Dermoptera; Cynocephalidae. Bases 1 to 894 code for a protein of 297 amino acids. Gene Ontology annotation, cellular component: membrane. Gene Ontology annotation, molecular function: olfactory receptor activity; odorant binding; G protein-coupled receptor activity. The record is from RefSeq and is a predicted model, not a curated record. The transcript is spliced from 2 exons. Gene Ontology annotation, biological process: G protein-coupled receptor signaling pathway; sensory perception of smell.